This is a messenger RNA of Prunus armeniaca (apricot), 414 nucleotides long. Lineage: Eukaryota; Viridiplantae; Streptophyta; Magnoliopsida; Rosales; Rosaceae. The record is from the annotation of a GenBank genome assembly.
AUGUUGGUUGGGUUGAGAAAGUCGAGAGUUGAGUUAAGUUUGGAUGAUCAGAGAGCCUUGCUUGCUACUCUCCACAUAAGACCAGUGUUGCUUGAACGAAAUAUCGAAGCUCAAAUGCAAGAUCCGUUAAUUUUCACAUUAAGGUUGGAAGUUGAGAAUGGUAUGAUAACAGAUUAUUCAGUUUGGAAGGAUGGAGCCUUGAUGGUAGGAACAAGAUUGUAUGUACCUAGGGAUAAAGCAUUAAAGAGAGAAAUUCUUGACAAGGCCCACUGUUCAGCCUUCGCCAUGCAUUCUGGUAGCACAAAGAUGUAUUGCACCCUGAGAGAGCAUUACUGGUGGCCCUUCAUGAAGAAGGAAAUAGCAGAAUAUGUCAAUAAGUGUUUGAUUUGUCAGCAAGUCAAGGUACAACGGUAG